Messenger RNA from Symbiodinium sp. CCMP2592, 1980 nucleotides. Lineage: Eukaryota; Dinophyceae; Suessiales; Symbiodiniaceae. The record is from the annotation of a GenBank genome assembly.
AUGUCAAGGCAAUAUCCGGCGGCCGCGCUUGGAAGACAGCUUGACAUCGAGGAGCUUGUCAGCCUAUCAGACUGCCGCUAUUAUCAGACACCUUGUUGGCACACCGGUCUCCACAUUCAUGAACAAGCCGUCAAUGUAUUCCAGAGAGCCGCGAAUCACGAGUCUCCUCGGCCAAGUUGCUACGUUGUUGUCUUUGAUGGCGAUCUUCGCCGCAUUCGCUGCAUUGCGCCCGACGCAGAUCCAUGUCCAGGUCAGGAUUGGUUGAGUCCUGCCCUGUCGCUCUUGGACAUUGCCAUAGUCUCAGGAGAUGCACCCAAGGCUGCUAUCCUGCACAGCAUCGGUGUUCCACGUCGUGGCUUUAUCCAUCCCUGUGAGUUGUGUGACCCCAACACGGGGAAGGCAAACAGUCAGACGACGAGGGCUGUGAUGAUAGCUUAUCAGCUUCACAAACCCCUGUUCCGCGGACUCUGUGCGGAUGACUUGUUUCUUGGGCGUGCCAUUGCUGGUGGGCAGAACUCUGUGUCGGCUUUGCUGAUCAGUUGCGGAGUCAGCGAGGCGGCCAAGCAUACAUGCGGAGUCCUUCUUUUUCACCUCUUCCCCAUGCCCAUGGCAUUUCGCCAGAACUUUCAGCUCGCGUUAAGGAUGGACAUGAUGGACCGUCUUCUGCAUGCAGUUGAUCUCGGCCUAGAUAUACGUUCCCUGGUCGUUGAUCCCUGUCGUGUAUUGCUUUAUGCAUGCAUGCAUCGUCGAUUCCACAAAUGCCGAAACACAAUGCUCUGCCAAUACUUUCGUUCGGUGUUUCACUUGUUGGAGCGGGGCGAUCCGACUGCGAGGCCCAUGAAAUGGAGAGAUGGUCAGACAUUACUUGAGAUGACCAUCCGCUGUGGCCAGCUUGAUGCGACCGAGUAUUUGAUCCAUGCACAUUGCGAGGCGACUGGCCUGAUGGCAGGCGAUUUGACAGGACCCAUGUUCCGUGAAACAUUCGCAACACACCUGACAGGCCAGUCGGGCGAAAGGACCAUCAACAGGAAUGUCCGAGCUGCGGAGGCAGCACGCUUGGCCUAUCACUUGUGCAGGCAUCGGUAUCAGGUCGUCAUUGUCCAGCUCACACGGUGGUGGUCGCGCAGGGGUGGAAAGGUUUGCGUGGAUUUCAGCGGGGUGAUCGACCACAUCGCUGCUUUUGCUCUUGCGGUGCCUGCUUUGCCGGAGAUUCUGAACAUGCCUCGACCGGUGGGAACUCGCCGUGCAGCGAAGCGAGCUGCCUACCGUCGUCGACGUGCUGGGUUACCCGCUAGCACCGGCCAGCAGAUUGCGAAGUCCAGUGAGAGUUGGAUUGAUCCCAGCGUGCAAGUCAACGGCUCUGACGAACGGGUUGGCCCGGAGGUGAUUCAGGAAGUGGUGCACGAUUCCCAGGAGGUCGCCGCCACGAUUUCUGAGGAUGUGGCCGCGGCCACUUCGCAUGCCCUGUGGGAGUCUGCCGUUGAACUGAGGGAGCUUGCUUGUGGUGCAGCGCUCCAGCCUUCUCGCCUCUGGCUUGAGUCAGAGGGGCUUCCAUGGAAGCUGCCAAGCGGGGCAUUGAUGUUCGUGAGCCCCUCACAGCACGAAGAUGCGGUAACUGCGCUUGCCGAUGAGCAGCUCUGCCCCGAUCACAUCAUCUUUGCAGAGUCUUUGGAGUACUUGAUUUGCGAGGUGCUCGAAAAGCACUGGAUCUGGAUCAAGGACCGGAACGAAAUCGCCAUGCAUGACAUCGGAGUACGUUCUGACUCUGGGGCUGAAGCCGGAGAUCGGGAAAGUGAUGCAGAGCGAAGACGGCAGGCAUUCCUUGCAGAUUAUGGUUCGGAAUGGGAUCACUAUUCGCUCAUCGACAGAACUUUCCUCUGCCUGGCUCCUGUGAGAAGCUCCCGCAUGGUCACGGCAUCGACCACUGAUGCACGCGAUCCGAAAGCUAAUCCAAGACGUGUCGAGGCUUCGGAGCCUUAG